Messenger RNA from Pseudozyma hubeiensis SY62, 855 nucleotides. RefSeq lists its product as hypothetical. Bases 1 to 855 code for a protein of 284 amino acids. Gene Ontology annotation, molecular function: catalytic activity. The record is from RefSeq and is a predicted model, not a curated record. The transcript is spliced from 2 exons. NCBI's taxonomy places the organism in Eukaryota, Fungi, Basidiomycota, Ustilaginomycetes, Ustilaginales, Ustilaginaceae.
AUGUCUAGCUACAGCGGUCCUCCGAAAGAUCGCAGGGAAGCCGUCGAAAGGCUUCGGGCCACUGCCAAAAGCGGCAAACCCAUCAUCGGGUCCGGCGCCGGUAUCGGCUUGACGGCCAAGUUUGUCGAAAAGGGCGGAGCGGAUCUGAUCAUCCUCUACAACUCGGGCAGGUAUCGUAUGGCAGGUCGGGGCUCACUGGCAGGACUCAUGCCGUAUGGCGAUGCGAACGCCAUCGUUGUGGAAAUGGCAGCCGAGGUGCUUCCCGUCAUCGAUCACACACCCGUGCUUGCCGGUGUCUGCGCCUCGGACCCCUUCCGAUCGAUCCCAAAAUUCUUGCGUCAACUCAAAGACAUUGGCUUUGUGGGCGUGCAGAACUUUCCCACGGUCGGCCUGAUUGAUGGUAGCUUCCGACAGAACCUGGAAGAGACUGGAAUGGGGUACGAUCAAGAAGUAGAACUCAUGAAGCAGGCAAAGCAGCUCGGACUCCUGACCACACCGUACGUCUUCAACACGGAGGAAGCCGAAAAGAUGGCCAACGUCGGCGUCGAUGUGAUCGUGGCGCAUAUGGGUCUAACGACCAGUGGCAGUAUCGGUGCUCAGACCGCAAUGAGUUUGGAUGAUGCAGUCGAGCUCACUUCAAAAAUCACGGCCAAAGUACACUCGAUCUCGCCAGACAUACUGGUGCUCGUACACGGCGGUCCCGUCGCUUCGGCUUCAGAUGCACAGUAUGUCCUCGAUCGAGUACCUGAUCUCGCUGGCUUCUACGGCGCAUCGAGCAUGGAGCGACUCCCCGUCGAAGUCGCGCUGCAAGAAAGCAUGAAGGACUUCAAGAAUCUCAGGCUUUCUUCCAACUAA